AUGUCUGACCAAGGAAGAAAAGAUUUCUCUCAAAAGAUUCACGAAAAGGCCAAACCAGAAUCUCAAAAAACUUUUGGUGAAAAAACCAAAGAAAAGGCCUCCAAUGCUGCUGAUUCUGUUAGUCGUGCUGUUCAACCAAACUCUGAGAAGUCAAAUACACAAAAAGCUGCUGAUAAGCUCCACAAUGAUAACAAAACUUUAUAA
Molecule: messenger RNA, 204 nt
Organism: Ascoidea rubescens DSM 1968
Lineage: Eukaryota; Fungi; Ascomycota; Saccharomycetes; Ascoideales; Ascoideaceae
Product: heat shock 9/12 family protein
Exons: 1
Coding region: 1-204 (67 amino acids)
Source: RefSeq, a predicted model, not a curated record